AUGCAGAGUUUCACAUUCGCGCCGCCCACGCUGGCGCCCCGUGAGAACCAACGCAACUAUGUCUUUGUCGACGAGCACAACAGGCACAAACGCCUCAAAGUAAUGAGAGCAUGUGAAGGCUGUCGCAGGCGCAAGAUCAAAUGCGACGCUGCAACGACCAAUGCCUGGCCAUGUGCCGCUUGCAUCCGUCUGAAGCUCAAUUGUGUCCCUCCCACUGUCAGCUACGACAAAGAUUUCAAUGGAAACUCGCAAACGUUCGAACUGGAACCGAGGCCCGAAGAGUAUGCGCAGCCAGGCGCACCUUCCCAACAUGACUACCAGCGGCACCAAUCAAUGUCACACAUCAUCAUGCCUCACCAGAUGCCACCAAACUUGCCAACGCCAGUUUCUGGAAUGUACCAGUCUUCGCCCUACCCUGAUCCGCAAGCUCAGGAUGCCAUGCACUACCCCGCCAUGUCUCAACCACAGCAGAACAUGAGUUACCCACCCCAGCAGACCUACUCCCAAGCAUCAGCCGGAGCGCCAGCGAUGGUCAUGACCCCACCCGAAGCUGAGCCCCACUGGAGAAGCGAAUCUGUCUCAAGCCUUACGGAUGCCUUGGGUGAGCUCAAGAUUGACCAUACCGCCAUUGCGCCUUACAUCACCAACCAAAAGAAGGCACUGGCAGAAACGCCUGCGCAAGAGGAGUACGAGGUACAGCUACCAGCCUCGGUCAGCUUAGACCACAUUGUUCGUAUCCCACCGGAGAUGAUGCCUUCUGAAGAGCAAGCGCUACAUUACUUUGACUACUUCUUCGCCAACAUCCACCCUUACGUUCCGGUCGUCAACAAGUCCUACUUCUACCAGCAAUGGCAGAGUGCGCGUGACUCCAUUUCUCCGCUCAUGCUCGAGGCUAUAUUUGCGUGCUCGACUAUGAUGCUAGGUGAUGUUGACGAGGGCAACAAGUGGCUGGCCCUUGCAUCCAAACAUGAAGAGAGCUUCAAGGACGUUUCUCGACUGAGCACUAUGCAAGGAAUGGUCCUUCUCCUCAAAGCAAGAGAGGGCUCGCCGAAACGCGGUUACUUCUGGCGUUCUUGGAUGGCCGUCGUUAGCCUUACGGCGAUGGCGAAAGACCUGGAGUUGCAUGAGCAUUACGAUACUCACCAGAUGGGCAAAUCCUGUGGCUCUACAGAUCAUGACUGCGUUGCCAAAACACGCGUCUGGCAGAUGUGCCUCGUGUACGAGGCCAUGAUUGGUGGUCCUCAAGGACGCUACGACUACAGCGUUGAUCUGGACACAGUAGAUUUUGACAUGCCAAGACCAGCACCUGGUCAGGAUGCUACAGAAUUCCAGGUUGCCCGCCAAUUCAUCCAGUACAUCCGGAUCGCAAAGAACGUGUACCUUUCAGCCUUGAUGUACGGUAAGCUGCGGAAGAAGACGGCAGAUUGGGCGCUGGACCCAUCAUUCAUUGCCCACAACGCGGAUUUCUCUCUCUGGCAGCGAGAACUGCCAGAGGACCUCCAGAUUUCCUAUCCACCAGACAACUCAGCUCCCUGGAUUCCAUCACAUUAUCUGGCAAAUUUGCACAGCUACCAGGCCCUCGCAAUCGUUAUGCAUUUCAGACCACAAGUCGACGCAGUAGCAGAAUCAUAUGAUGGAAUCUGGAAGCAGCACAUGAUGACGUGCUACUCGGCCGCAAAGACUAUGUGCAAGCUGCAGGAGGCGAUCCUGAAGACCUACGGUAUGCCUGGCUUACUGUGCAUGCUACGAGGCAUGAGCUUCACGAUCUACGCAGUCCUUACCUGCACUAUGCUACACCUUGUCGCGAUUACCUGCCCUGACCCAGACAUCAAUCGAGAUGCACGGGACUUCUUUGUGAGGCACAUGCGUGUCCUAGAAGCUUGUGCUCCGUCUUGGCCAAUGCCUGAGAUGCAAGCCCAGGUGAACAGCUUGCGCCAAGCAUUCUCCGCAGAUAUUACGAAACCGUUCGAACUCAAGGCUACAUUUCCUUUCGGAAGUCCCCAGGUGGCCCCUCAAUCAAGCCCUCUAAGCAAUCAAGGCUCCUACCGACCUCGUCACCCAAGUCAUCCUUCGCCGUUGGAACAACCAGGUCAGAUCAACUACCAUGCCCACCCCAUCACUCCACCAAUAUCGGCGUCCGACCUCGGUUCGAAGACUGACUCUCCUGUAGCUCAGUCUCUGGUCAUGAUGGCAUCCGGUCAGCGUGCGCCUCAAACAAGUGCGGGUAUGCAGAUGCAGGAAAACGUGCAGUGGAACCCGCAACGCAUCUUUGAUCAAUGGAAUGUAGCCUUUGGUACGCCUCCCCCUACCGCGUCCUCCUCGUCAUCCCCGCCGCUAAGACCCCCACCUUCAGGCACGAACUACGACAUGCGUCCCCAGGACUCAAAUUCGCCGAACUACCAGUUAUCGAACGUUUCACCCCAGCAAAGCGGUAUCCAAGGAACUCCAGGCCAAUUACCUCCGUCCUCGAGUUAUGCAGGUGCAAAUCCAUCUUACGUCACCCCAACCAUGUGGCAAGAAGUCGUUGCUAGCUCCUUCCAACCCGGAGUCAAGCGAGGAUGGGACCAAGGCAGCUCCUCGAUGGUGGAUCAAUCCAUGUACAAACGGGCACGAUGA
Messenger RNA from Macroventuria anomochaeta, 2616 nucleotides. RefSeq lists its product as uncharacterized. The record is from RefSeq and is a predicted model, not a curated record. The coding region runs from base 1 to 2616 and encodes 871 amino acids. Gene Ontology annotation, biological process: regulation of DNA-templated transcription; DNA-templated transcription. NCBI's taxonomy places the organism in Eukaryota, Fungi, Ascomycota, Dothideomycetes, Pleosporales, Didymellaceae. The transcript has 7 exons. Gene Ontology annotation, molecular function: zinc ion binding; DNA binding; DNA-binding transcription factor activity, RNA polymerase II-specific.